Messenger RNA from Salvia splendens (bonfire salvia), 612 nucleotides. Its product is annotated as probable LRR receptor-like serine/threonine-protein kinase At3g47570. The coding region runs from base 9 to 392 and encodes 127 amino acids. The record is from RefSeq and is a predicted model, not a curated record. The transcript has 2 exons. Lineage: Eukaryota; Viridiplantae; Streptophyta; Magnoliopsida; Lamiales; Lamiaceae.
AUCUUACAAUGUUAAUAUCAUUGGAUCUGGGAUACAACAAUUUCACAGAAUAUGGUUUGGGAGGCCUAGUAUCCACCAGGUGUGAUGUGUAUAGCUAUGGUGUGAUGUUAAUGGAAACCUUUACAAGAAAAAAACCAAGUGAGGAUAUGUUUGCUGGAGAUCAAAGCUUGCAGAGUUGGAUCAGAAGUUCAGUUCCACAAUCAGCAUAUCGAGUUAUAGAUGCCAACUUAGUAGCGAAUGUCGACAUAGAAGAUGGCGAAAAAAUUUUGGAAUCCGCAGCAUCUAUAUUUGAGUUGGCUUUCAAAUGCUCAGCAGAAAUCUCUAGUGACAGGAUUAGCAUGAAAGAAGCUCUAGCGGAGCUGGAGAAAAUCAAACGUCGAUUUUUGGGAUGAAGCCAAAAUUACAGUGGCAUGGCCUUAUCUCAGUAUUACUUCUCUACUUCUUCCAUGGAAUACGUCACAACGCCUAUCUUAUCCUCGGCUCUAGGCGGCCCACCAUGGCCGCGGCCGCGGCCCCUCCUUCCUUUGAAUGACAUGCUCGCUUCUGUUCAGUUUGCACACUUUCACAAAUUAACAAGAUUUACAUUUCCCAUUUUUUUCUAUUUGCCUUAAA